AUGUCCAGGAUCAGAUUAUCAGAAAUACCCCAAGAAAUUAUCCUAGAGAUAUACAAGAAUCUGGAGACUCCCCAAGACCGAUUGAAUCUUGUAUGCUGUUCGCGACUCUUUUAUGACUUGUGUCUGCCGUUGCUCUAUCAGAAGUUGCGCACUGGCGGCAAGGAUCUUGUUCCAAUUGCUCGAGUUGUCCGUACCCUUGUUGAAAAGCCGUCUCUUGCGGCACGAGUUCGCACUUUGCAUAUUUUUGAUUGGACGAGGUAUGUUGGAUUCAAUUGUCCGGAAUUUGACCAGGCGCUCGAUUCAUUCAGAGAGGAGCGUGAUAUGAAGAGGGAACAGGGGGCGGCCAACCAGGAGGAGGUCAAAGGAGGUGAUGGAAAUGAGGAUGAAGAUGCUGGCGAUGAGCAUACUGGGAAUGACGAUAUUUGUGAUGACAGUUCUGGGGAUGUCGAUUUUGGGGGUGAUGGUGAUGAUGGUGAUAAUGCCUCGGAUGAUGACAGUACCUACUUGAAAACAUUCGACUAUGGUCCGCUGCGUGAACAGGCAAUGCUUGUGACCCGUUCUGAGGAUGCGUCAAACUACUGGAUGGAUGAAAUUACCAUCGGAGACGCCGAUGGAUGGGUCGCGUUGCUGCUAACCCUUGUGCCUAAUAUUCAGCGACUUGAGAUUGAAUUUCCCUGUGGGUCGUUUUGGGUUCGCUGGGUGCUGAAAUGGGCAAUAGCUAGACGUCUCGAUUCUAUCCCGGCUUUCAAGUCACUCUCUGAGGUUUAUGUUGACUGGGACAGAGAAGACGUGCAAGCUUGUUGCAGGAAUAUAAUACCUUUCUUUCUGCUGCCCUCAAUGCGCCGGUUUUACGCAAGUAAGCUUUUUGCUGAGCUUGCAUCGUUUGAGGACUACUGGCCGAAUGAAGAUGAUUUAACCGAGGUUGCUCGAUUUUCUCCUGUUACACAUAUUGAGAUUGAUGAGAGCGAUGGGCAAUGGGGCAUGUGGAAGGUGGUGGGUAUUUGCAAGAACCUCCAGUCCUUCAAAUACAAUCACAGUGGCUGCGCGGGCUUCGAUCCAGGUGGUUUCUAUAAGGAGCUUUUCCCAUUUAGAGAGACUCUUGAGACGAUAUGGCUCGAUAUUAAGGAAAGCUCUCGUGAAAACUGUACGGAGGACUCACACCAUUGCCACGAGCCAUUCCCUUCCUUCAAGGAUUUCACAUCUUUAAGAACGCUCCAUCUCCGAAUGAAGAACUUGCCUGGGCUGAACAUCCAAUCUGGGGAUGAUCAUGCUAGCAUGUCAUUUGCCGAAGCCCUUCCAUCUUCACUGGAGACUUUACAAAUCGCCGAUAUUGGAAGCUUAGUUAACCUUCAGGUACUUGUCCAGAAGUUACAGGAUCAUGUUGAAUAUGCCUUGGAUUUCACUCCGGCAUUGAAAGACAUUGCUAUUGAACCUUUGCGAGACUCACCGCGAAUGCCAGAACUUCUUGUGAAGCUGAAUAGAGCCUGCACAAAGGUAAAUAUCAAUUUCCAUGUAUGUGAUAUACAUGAUGAGCGAGUCAACUGGGGUGCUGAAGGAUUCGCACCGCGGUUUUUGUGA
Aspergillus oryzae RIB40 is the source of this 1578-nucleotide messenger RNA. RefSeq lists its product as uncharacterized. Bases 1 to 1578 code for a protein of 525 amino acids. The transcript has a single exon. The record is from RefSeq and is a predicted model, not a curated record. Lineage: Eukaryota; Fungi; Ascomycota; Eurotiomycetes; Eurotiales; Aspergillaceae.